UACGGAGCUCUUGUGCAGGACAACGUGUCUGCUCACAAGAGCACUCACACUACUGAGCGCUUACGAAGCAUUCUGCAUCUUCCUCAAGAUUACCGCGGUUUUAAGCUCAUCAUGGAGCUUGAACGAAAACUUGCAACAGAACACACUGAUCUUGCCGUGUACGUUUCGCAUUCAUCACCCAAAGCGAACACCAUCCUAAGUGAUGUGCAGUCCGCCUCCGGUGUCAAUGAUUCGGUUGUAAAUUGUGCCGUAGUGAUGUGGAGCUUGUUGUUGUCCGUGGUAGUACCAAUAUGCCCUCAAAUUAUUCCGGAGCCCACUAGACCUAUUGAUCUAUGGAAUCCAUUUGGACCAACGUCAACACCUCGCCCAAAAAACCAGGGUCUCAUGACGAAUGAAGUGGCUGUGCGAUUGUCCAUUGGUGAUCUGAUUGGGAAAAAAUUGUUGCUGGAAAACUUGCCAUGGACUCCAAGUCAAGAUCCGUCCGAGCAGUUACCACCACAGCGAUCGCAUUUCGAGCCGAGUCCAUUGCCGCGACGUAAUAAUGUCACAAUAUUCACCUUUCUCGGAGUGCCAUAUGCAGAACCUCCUGUUGCACAGCGUCGCUUGAAACCACCGCAACUUAUUCGAGAGUUACCAACGCAGCCGUAUUUGGCAUUUCAAUUCGGCGCCACUUGCGCCCAAGAUGUAGAAACUCGUCCACAAAUCUUUGUCAAUGAUCCUUAUCCAUUCAUUGUCAACGAGGACUGUUUAUACUUGAACAUAUUCUCUCCAGACGUUUCAAAAGUAUCCGGUAUGUCUUAUCCGGUCAUGGUAUUCUUCCACGGCGGUAACUUUCAAACCGGCUCUGCCAAUGAAUGGCCCGCUCAUGGCCUAGCGUCACGCGGCAUGGUUGUGGUCACGGUGAAUUAUCGCCUUGGUGCAUUGGGAUUCAUGAGCCUUGGCGAUUCUCUUUCCGGAAAUUAUGGUCUCAUGGAUCAGCGACUCGCUCUUCAGUGGAUCCGGGACCAUAUAGCAGCUUUCGGAGGAGAUCCACAAGCCGUGACUGUCGUAGGCCAUGAUGCAGGAGCUGUCUCAGUGGGGAUGCACAUGCUGUCGCCGUUAUCCAAAAGCUUGUUUCGCUCUGCUGCCGCAAUGUCAGGUGCCGAGGUGUCGUAUCACUCGUAUAUUGGUAAGCCGGCCCUCGCUUUCAAUAACACUAUCAAAUUGGGACGCUAUCUUGGAUGUAUUCAAUCCAUUGCACAUGACGUUUGGAACUGCAUUUUAUCGCGGUCAACGAAUGACAUUGUUCGAGCCACAACGGAUAUCCCAAUAGAAUACAAUCGUUAUCUUUUCCUUCCCACUGUCGACGGCGUGAACAUCCCGGGAAAUCCACUCUGGAUAUUAAAUAAUGCUCCGACUGGACUUGCAGCUAUACCAAGUGCAGUGCCUCUGCUAAUAGGAAUGAAUGCGCAGGAUGGUACAGAGGUUAUUCUUGAGGACCGACUUUUGGGCGAAUUCAACGACUUUAACAACGUCGAUCAAGAAUAUUUUCGAAGUUACGCGCUAGAGUACGCAUUCCGCCACAACUACAGCAUGAAUCGCGAAGCAAUUGUGGAAGCGAUCAUUGACCGGUACACCUUCUGGCCUGAUCCUGCCGAUGAGUGGGCUGUCCGAAAUUCAUUCAUCCAAUUCGCCACUGACGCAUACUACACUGCUCCUAUAAGUCUUUCUGCUCACCUUCACUCAGCAGCCGGCUCGCGUACUUUUAUGUACGUGAACAACUACAAUCUAUCAAGAACCGGCUUUAUACCAGGAUGGAUGGGGUCCUGCAGAGAGUGUGACUUAUAUUUGCUGUUUGGUUAUCCUUAUUUACCAGACGAUCUGCGACCUUACCAUUUACGCGGUGUAAAUUUCACAGAUAUGGAUCGCAAUGCGAGUCAAGUCUUCUCGAACAUAUUCAGGCGUUUCGUCUAUCAUCAAAAUCCGAACUUUCUGUAUGACGGGUCAUGGGCUGCUCUUGAACCUCGGCGUCAUUGGUAUAUGAACUUUAAUUAUUCUCACUGGUCUGAAAUGUCUAUACCUGGAAAACUGGAGCGAGACUACCUGUAUCAAGAAGUUGCUUUCUGGAAUGAGUACAUUCCGGCGUUGGUGAAUUACAUGACAACAACGUUUCCUCCAUCAGAAGUCUCAGUCAGGCGGCAAUUAAUGGUCUUUCAAUGGGUUGUGGCUAUAGUAGUCGCUUUUUUGCUACUGUUUAUUGUAUUAACGGGUGGGUUUGCGUAUCAAGUUUGUGAACGGUCGCAAAGUUCGGGUGAUAUCAAAGAAUCUCAUCGCUUAGUCGAACAUGUGGAUAAUUUUAAUUCGGCCACUUCCUCCAUCCAUGAGCCUCAUUUUCAUCGUGAUUAUGUUGCCUUCAGAAGGUUCUUCUUCCUCGAUUUUGUUUUAGUUGGGAUAAUGGCACCGCCCAAGAUUGUGAAGAAGGGUAAGGUCUCUAAGGCACUUGAUGCCAAGAAGAAGGUGGCCAAGGGGCAGAAAACCGUGCAGAAGAAGAAGGUGCGCACAUCUGUACACUUUCGUCGGCCCAAGACCCUGAAGACGCCGAGAAUUCCUAAGUAUCCUCGUAAGUCUGCCCCUGCACGAUGCAAGCUUGAUUCCUUCGCUAUCAUCAAGCAUCCAUUAACGACCGAGUCUGCGAUGAAGAAAAUCGAAGAUCACAACACGCUUGUCUUCAUCGUUGAUGUGCGAGCGAACAAGCACCAAAUUCGGGCAGCUGUGAAGAAGUUGUACAAUAUUGAGGUGCAAAAGAUUAACACACUUAUCACUCCCCUUAUGGAGAAAAAGGCCUACAUUCGCUUGACGACGGAUUAUGAUGCCUUAGAUUGCGCCAAUAAGAUCGGAAUCAUAUGA
Molecule: messenger RNA, 2886 nt
Organism: Ostertagia ostertagi
Lineage: Eukaryota; Metazoa; Nematoda; Chromadorea; Rhabditida; Trichostrongylidae
Source: the annotation of a GenBank genome assembly